Molecule: messenger RNA, 370 nt
Organism: Aspergillus ochraceoroseus IBT 24754
Lineage: Eukaryota; Fungi; Ascomycota; Eurotiomycetes; Eurotiales; Aspergillaceae
Source: the annotation of a RefSeq genome assembly
GCCUAGCCUAGAUAGGCAGGAAUCAGGUGAUGAAUUUGAUGAAUUCCAGCUAUCUAGGAAGGAUUCACUACCUAACCCUGACUGCCUGCCUAUUCUAUCCCUAGGAGUUUUAGAUAGGGUCCUGCAGGAUUUCUUCCAGGAUAAUUCUGCUACUUUUUAGUCACCUAAGCAACAGGAGGCCUUUCAUCUAAUUAUAACUAAGCCAUUAUAUUGCUUUAUUAUUCUACCUACUGCUGCUGGUAAAACAACACUAUUCCUAAUUAGGGCUAGCUUGGCAACUAGUUAUACUACCAUUAUCAUUUUACUACUAAUAUCACUAAAAUUGGACCUCCAAACCAAAGCAACUACCUUAGGCCUCCAACCAAUCCUA